Malassezia globosa CBS 7966 is the source of this 1584-nucleotide messenger RNA. RefSeq lists its product as uncharacterized. The record is from RefSeq and is a predicted model, not a curated record. NCBI's taxonomy places the organism in Eukaryota, Fungi, Basidiomycota, Malasseziomycetes, Malasseziales, Malasseziaceae. Gene Ontology annotation, biological process: attachment of GPI anchor to protein. Gene Ontology annotation, cellular component: GPI-anchor transamidase complex. The coding region runs from base 1 to 1584 and encodes 527 amino acids. The transcript has a single exon.
AUGCGUGCAUCUGAGCACAAAUCGCGGGCGUUGUCCGACCCAGCAUCAUUUCAACAUUCAUAUCUCCAUUCGCGUGUACUUGCAUCAUUCGUUUGUGUGAUUCUCGCUGCUGUGCCUGCAUGGUGGGCACUCACGACCAUCACACGUCUGUCUCUGCCCUCAGAAGAAGUGCGUGCAUGGGAAGUGCGCGGUACAUGUCCCAUUCGUGCUACUUGGGCUGUCAUUCUCGAGGAUGCCCAACCCGACUUGUCCUUGUGCGAACGAGCUCAAACACAGCUCCAAACUCACACCGAUCGACAUGAUUUAUGCUUAGACUGGCAUGUAUCAGCACCAAACGUAUGUGCAGCUGGCGAGCCGCUGGAUCAUGCUACUCGUACUUUCCCUGUCCCCCUAUCUGCCUACGAGAACCAGGGAACCGCUGGAAUUGUUGAAUACCUUUCGUCUUUGUUUGGCGGGUCCUCUUAUCAGGCUCGUGCCGAUGCCAUCAAUACCUCGGCUAUCGCCUCGGCUUCCCAACAUGAUGAUCCACGCGUCGUGCAAUAUGCACCACAUAUUCGUAUCGUAUUUUCUUUGCUUCAGGAGGAUGCGAGUCUUGGUAAUGGUUUCGACGGUUGGGACCUCACGCAUGCCUUGCAAGAUAUCAAGGCGCAUAAAGCGCUUGCGCCUCUCGCCCAAACAUUGGAGGCCUUGGAGCGUGUGUAUAGCGUUCAACUCGAGAGCCAAGUGCAGUGGUAUGCACCACUCGAGUCGACGCCUCAACCAGUGCAUCACCCGGAACGUAUGAAUGAGACAUACUAUGCAGUGUCCAUGCAGGAUGUGAGCGUAUUUGUCAAUUCCGUUCAUUGGGCACUUGAUUCUUACGGCACAGCCGAUCUCUCCCCUGCUACAGAGAUCCGCACCUUGCAAAUGGUGCUCUUCGUCCCUAGUGUGCAGCAUUCGCCUUUGUACAUUGAGGGUCCAGACGUCGGUACAGUCGCGGAGCCAGCGUGGCUCGUUCCUCAGUGGGGUGGUGUAGUUGUAUGGAAUCCCACCCAGCGUGUUGAGGGGCCUCCUUCCACGGUCCUUUCUCUCGAGACACUCCAAAAACCCAUGUCCCGCUUUACCGGCCAAAUUCGCACGCUCCUAGGCCUCCAUGUCGAGCCCCUUGCUAUGACAGAGCCUGAGCAGCAGCAUGCUCUUUUGCAGGCCGCUGAGGGUCUCGAGUGGCGUAGAACACUCGAGAUGACCCGCAGUGCUGUCGAGACAUUGGCCAGCAUCGUUCGCCUUGUGAACAAAAUGCCUAGUCUCGGUGUGAACGCCAAAGUUCGGGACGAGUUUCUCGCAUCACUUCAUGAACUCGCAUUUUGUGACUCUUCCAGGCUUGAUACACUCGCGCGUGCAACCAGCGCUCAUACACAUGCAUCGCGUGCAUUUUACGACCCUUCUAUGCUAGUGACGCUCUAUUUCCCUAACGAACACAAGUUCGCUGUCUAUACCCCGCUAUUUGGACCCAUGGUUCUCCCGCUGAUCCUUGCGGUCAUUCGUGAGUGGAAAGUUCGCAAGCGGCAACGAGCCGUGAAGCAUCGCUCUUUAUCAUCAACGUAG